AUGGCGGCGCUGGAACACCGCCGCAGCCCUCCCGUCCUAGGUUACUUCCGCGAAGCUCUGGACGGCAUCCACUUCCAGCCCACCACGGAUGCCCCCAAUCGCGUCCCGCAGGGCCGCUUCUCCCCCUCCCCCAUCGGCGGCGACGGCGACCGCGGCACGCUCCUCGGAUGCCGCCACGGCCUCGUGCUAAUCCUCCACUCCUCGAAGGACGACCAGGUCCUGGUCUGGGACCCCGUCACCGGCGACCAGCGCCGCGUCGCCACUCCCCCGGGGUUCGACGUGCAAGAAACCCCCUUCGACGGGGCGGUGCUCCGUGCCGCCGGAGGCCACUUCCAGGUGGUGCUGGUAGGCUACAAGCAGAAAAGGAACCCACGAGCGGUCGCCUGCAUUUACUCGUCGGAGACCGGCGUGUGGGGCAAUCUCCUCUCAACACCGGUUCCACGCGACGCCGCGCGGUACCAAGCCAUGCCCGCCGUGCUGGUCGGGGGUUCCCUUUACUGGCUGUGCUCAAGUGUGAUUCUCAAGGUGGAUUUGUGCGGGCAGGGCCUAGCGGUGAUACAGGUGCCGGCGGAUAUGUCCGCCCGUGACAAAUACUUGGUGCGAGCGGAGGGUGGCGGGCUGGGUUUGCUCUCUUUGUCGGAACACACCGCCCAGUUAUGGAAGAAUGCCGAUGGUGUUUCUUCGUGGGUGUUGGGAAGAACUAUUGAGCUGGGCAGGCUACUUUCUCUCGAUUCAAAGAGGGAGACAAGCUACAUACAGAUGAUAGGGUACGCCGAGGAAAACAAUGUGGCUUUCUUGCGGACAGUUGCCGGUAUCUUCAUGGUCCAGCUUGAGACAUUGCAGUUCAAGAAACUUCCUGAAAACAACAACUGUGUUGUCUGUCAUCCGUUAGAAGCCGUCUAUGCUGCAGAAGCAAGCACUGGUGGUGGACAUGAUGCCCUAGAAUCCACCGCCUCUCCCAUGAGCGCUCAGGCUGGCAAGAUGACGGUGCUGGAAUACCGCCAUAACCCUCCGGUCCUCGGUUUCUUCCAUGAAGCUGUUGACGGCAUCUGCUUCCAACCUACCAUGGAGGCCCCUAAUCGUGUCCCGCAUGGUCGCUUCUCCUCUCCCAUCGGUGACGGCGACAGCGGCAUGCUCCUUGGAUCCCGCCAUGGCCUCGUACUAAUCUUCCAUUCAUUGAGGGACCAGUUCCUGGUCUGGGACCCCGUCACUGGCGACCAGCACCGUGCUGCUGCACCCCCAAGGUUUGACGUGCACCAAACCCCCUUUGAUGGGGAGGUUCUUCGUGCUGCUGGAGGUCACUUCAAGGUGGUAUUGGUAGGGUACAAACAAAAAAAGAAUCCACGAGCGAUUGUGUGCUUUUACUCGUCAGAGACUGGCGUAUGGAGUAAUCUCAUUGAAACACCUGUUCCACGCGAUGCCGCGGGGUAUCAAGCCAUGCCUGCUGUGCUGGUCGGGGAUUCGCUUUACUGGCUGUGUUCAAGUGUAAUUCUCAAGGUGGAUUUGUGCAGGCAGAGCGUAGCUGUGAUACAGGUGCCAGUGGAUAUGUUUACUGAGGACAAGUACUUGAUGGUUAUGCGAGCUGAGGGUGGUGGGCUGGGUUUGCUCUCUUUGUCAUGCACCGCCCAGUUAUGGAAGAGGAAUACUGAUGGUAAUGGUGUUUCUUCGUGGGUGUUAGGAAGAACUAUCGAGCUGGGCAGGCUGCUUUCCAUGGAUUCGAAGAGGGAGACAAGGUCCAUACAUAUGAUAGGGUACGCCGAGGAAAAUAAUGUGGCUUUCUUUCGGACAGUUGCCGGUAUCUUCAUGGUCCAGCUUGAGACAUUGCAGUUCAAGAAACUUCUCGAAAACAACAACAGUCUUGUCUGUUAUCCAUUAGAAUCCUUCUAUGCUGCAGAAACAAGCAUUGGUGGUGGACAUGAUGCCCUAGACUCUGUUGACUCCCCUAUGAGCAUUAGCGCUUCUGCCGGCAAGAUGACGGCGCUGGAACACCGCUGCAACCCUCCCGUUCUUGGUUACUUCCGUGAAGCUAUUGAUGGCAUCCACUUCCAGCCUACCAUGGAGGGCCCAAAUCAUGUCCCGCGUGGCCGCUUCUCCUCUCCGAUUGGCGACGGCGACAACAGCAUACUCCUCGGAUGCCGGCAUGGCCUCGUACUAAUCUUCCACUCAUCGAGGGACCAGAUCCUGGUGUGGGAUCCUGUCACCGGCGAGCAGCACCAUAUUUCCACCCCCCUAGGAUUUGACGUGCACCAAACCCCGUUCGAUGGGGCAGUGCUUCGUGCUGCUGCAGAGCACUUCCAGGUGGUAUUGGUAGGCUACAAACAAAAUGGGAAUCCACGAGUGAUCGUCUGCAUUUACUCGUCGGAGACUAGAUUAUGGAGUAAUCUCAUCGAAACACCGGUUCCACGCGACGCCGUGGAGUAUCAAGGCAUGCCAGCUGUGCUGGUCGAGGAUUCCCUUUACUGGCUGAGUUCAAGUGUGAUUCUCAAGGUGGAUUUGUGUAGGCAGAGCCUAGAUGUGAUACAGGUGCGAGUGGAUGUGUUUGCCAAAGGCAAUUACUUGAUGGUUAUGCGAGCAGAGGGUGGCGGGCUGGGUUUACUCUCUUUGUCAGAAUGCACUGCCCAAUUAUGGAAGAGGAAUACUGAUGCUGAUGGUGUUUCUUCGUGGGUGUUGGGAAGAACUAUUGAGCUGGACAGGCUACUUACUCUGGAUUCAAAGAGAGAGACAAGGUACAUACAGAUGAUAGGGUACGCUGAGGAAAAUAAUGUGGCUUUCUUGCGGACUGCUGCUGGUAUUUUCAUGGUCCAGCUUCACUCAUUGCACUUCAAGAAACUUCUCGAAAACAACAACAGUGUUACCUGUUAUCCAUUAGAAAGUGUCUAUGAUGCAGAAAAAAGCAUUGGUGGUGGACAUGAUGGAGCUGAUCAACACAUGCUAAUGUAGUGGUUGAGUGGGCAAGCUUAUCUUAUGAAUGUACAUUGAGGUAUCCACAGUGGUGAAGCUAAUGUUUAGUGUUUGAGUCAUAUAAAGUCACGUUCCGGUGGCUGAGACGCAGAAGUGGCUCGUUUACUGGGAUCCAGAGUUCCAGACAAGAUGCACCAAGUCAGCUGUGGUGUGGACUAAUAGGAAUUAAUCGCUUAUUUUGCCCAGUCCUGUCUG
This is a messenger RNA of Lolium rigidum, 3156 nucleotides long. RefSeq lists its product as uncharacterized. The record is from RefSeq and is a predicted model, not a curated record. The transcript is spliced from 5 exons. NCBI's taxonomy places the organism in Eukaryota, Viridiplantae, Streptophyta, Magnoliopsida, Poales, Poaceae. The coding region runs from base 1 to 2940 and encodes 979 amino acids.